Symbiodinium necroappetens is the source of this 307-nucleotide messenger RNA. The record is from the annotation of a GenBank genome assembly. NCBI's taxonomy places the organism in Eukaryota, Dinophyceae, Suessiales, Symbiodiniaceae.
GCGACGCUUCUGCACACGCCUGGCCACACACCUUCGCCUGCGCCGGAAUCCGGACGUCUGCCGGACCACUUUGUCUGUCUGCACGGUUACACCUGGGGGUGACCAACUGGAGGGGGAAGCCAUGGUGGUGCCUAAGGAGAACGGCCAUCUCUUUGUGCAGGAGAAGAUGGACCACCUCGUCUCGGAGCUGUCGAAGGGUCAAGAAGGUGCAGGGUCCGGCGGCAUCGUCACAAGGAAGAUCAUCGUCAUCGAAGCCGGGGCCCAGUGGGACCACGCAGUGGUUUCAGGGCCUUGGGAAGUUCUCCAG